Molecule: messenger RNA, 1452 nt
Organism: Rotaria socialis
Lineage: Eukaryota; Metazoa; Rotifera; Eurotatoria; Philodinida; Philodinidae
Source: the annotation of a GenBank genome assembly
AUGUUGUCUCAAGAAGUUCCUAUUCAUCGCACAAAUAAUAAUUCAGUAGUUACUAUCAGUAAUAAAACUGAUACUUUAUUUGAUGCAUUUAAUUAUGCUCCUGGUCAAGAUCGCAAUAUUCGUUGGUUAAGUCGUCCUAAUCAAAAGAUUGUACAAGAAAAAUGUCUUAAUCAUACAGAAAAAUUUCGUAUUAGUUUUGAUGCUGAAAAUUUUCAACCAGAACAAAUUAGAAUCUUCAUUGAAAAUCGUGUAUUAACAAUCACAGGCGUUUAUGAAGAACGUAGUGAAGGACGUUUUACACAAAAACAAUUUGAAAAAUCAUUUGAUGUACCCUAUAAUGCUGAUAUUGAAACUGUAGCAUCAUAUAUAACACCGGAACAUAUGCUUGUUGUAGAAAUUCCUCUGAGUUCAAAUAUUCGCCGACCCUCAGCAGUACAAACGGAUUUGUUAAAUGUUAAUAACGACCAAAAUAAUCAAAGACGUGUAUCAUUUUCAUUAAAUAAGUUCAAUACACUAAACAAUCAAGGUUUAUUGUCUACAAUAAAUAAUCAAGGUUCGUUGUCUACAUUAAAUAACCUAUCACCGUUGCCUGCCGAAGGUCAACAAGUUCGCCGAACAUCAAUCACAAAAACAACAACAACCGCAACAUCAACAGGGUCAACAUCAUUGCCACCAGAAAUAGAAGAGUUACUUCGCAGUGCAGAUAUAACAACAGGUUCUACACAAACUCAUAAUGGACGUGUAACUGAACGACGUCUAUCAAAUACAGGCAGCAAACAAAUAACAACGAAUGAAUCAAAUUCAUCAUCGACAAUAACAUCAACGAAUUCAAAAUCAACAAAUUCGACAUACUCAAAAUUAGCUAAUUUACCAAUUGAAAUACCAGCCGAACUAUUAGCUACUGGUGGUACAAUAACAAUUCAAAAACGAAAAGUUUCAGUGACAAAAACAACAGAUCCAAACGCUAAUAAUCCUGUUCAAGUACCAAUAACAAGUUCUGAUAAUACAAAUUCAACAUCAUCGACAAAUACACAAACAUCAUUAUCUACAAGUACAUCGGUACAGUCACAAUUACCGCCAACGGUUUCUACAGAAAGACGUAGCUCACAAACCAUUUCAAGUAAUAAUCAAAAGAAAACAUUUACACUUGGAGAAUUUCUUCAAAAUACAACUUGGAAUCCAACACUUGUUGAUGGUUCAAAUGGAAAGAAAAUUCUUCAUAUGCGUUUAGCAAUGAAACCUGGCACAAAAGCUGAUCAAUUAACAAUUACACUGAAUGGAUAUGAUUUACGUAUUGAGGUUCACAAUUCAGUCCCAUCUGGUAGCGGCCAAAUGAUAAGCGAACAGAGUUAUCAUCAAAUAACACUUUUUCCUUCAUGUGAAAUUAAUCACCUGGCCACAGAAAUCAAGAGCGAUGGCUUUCUUCAUAUUCAAGUACCAAUUAAAUUAUAA